AUGGAAAAGAUAUUCACCAACAAAAAUUACAAACGCGAUAUAGAUUACGUUUUCAAGCUUAGUGGCUUUGUCUUUCGUGUGCUGGGUGUCUGGCCGUACGCGCGUACAAAGUCCUGGCUUCCGAAGAUCCUCGAGAAAGUCGCGGUGAUCCUCGUCUCCUACAUCCUCCUCACUUAUGAGUUGGUCCCGGCGUUUCUCUAUAUGGCCAUCGUGCAAAGAGAGACCCGUGACAGGCUGAAAGUCGUCGCCACCGUAAUAUUUAUGAUGUUAGCAAUGGCUAAGUACGGCCAAUUGCUAACCAAAAGGAACCAAGUGAGAAACUGCCUCGCGCAGAUUGAGGACGAUUGGCAAAUAGUCAACUCACAUUAUCAUGAUGUGAUGAUCGAUAAGGCUAGAACAGGCAGACGUUUGCUGAUAAUAUGCUCCAUAUUCAUGUAUUCCAUUGGGGUGUCCUUUCGAACAAUUAUACCGUUAUCUGCCGGAAAGAUCGUCACUGAACAGAAUUUUACGAUCAGACAUCUACCGUGCCCGGCUUACUUUGUUCUAUUCGACGUGCAGCUUAGGCCCGCUUAUGAGAUAGUAUUCCUUAUGCCGUAUUCUUCUCCGGAUUCGUGA
Trachymyrmex cornetzi is the source of this 615-nucleotide messenger RNA. RefSeq lists its product as uncharacterized. Lineage: Eukaryota; Metazoa; Arthropoda; Insecta; Hymenoptera; Formicidae. The record is from RefSeq and is a predicted model, not a curated record. The transcript has a single exon. Bases 1 to 615 code for a protein of 204 amino acids.